Molecule: messenger RNA, 1371 nt
Organism: Helianthus annuus (common sunflower)
Lineage: Eukaryota; Viridiplantae; Streptophyta; Magnoliopsida; Asterales; Asteraceae
Exons: 2
Coding region: 1-1371 (456 amino acids)
Source: RefSeq, a predicted model, not a curated record
AUGACCGGAACUAACAAACUUUACACUGAUUUUGAGUACCCGAUUCAGAAUGCGAACCUGGAAAAUGUUGAAAAAGUUUUCAAACUUGUGGAAAUUGACAUCUCAGCGGUUAACAACUCGUUUCUUUCAAAACCGAAAAAAUCUUUUGUUAAACAACAAUUGACAAACAACUGGGGAAAGAAAAAUGACUGGGUGGGCAAAAAUGGUAAUAACAAGAUACAUGGUAAUGAUUACAAAAAGAAAGGUGUUGGUUUUGAGAAGCAAAUGGCUAAGAAACAAGUUAAGCCAAAAGAAAAAUUGAGUGAAGUGUUUGUGGCUGGUAAUAAUACAGAAGUCGAAAAGGAUUAUAUCUUUAGUAAGAAAGCAAUUGACGAUUUUAUUGCGGCAAAAAAGAUAAGAGAUGAGACCAACAGAUCCACUUUUGUUGAAUAUGACAAAAGAAUCCGUUAUCGAUGCAAUGAAAUCGGUCACAUGGCCAAACAAUGUGUCAAAACGAUAAUCAAACCAGUUUUCCAUAAAUCAAAACAAAAAAUUUCAAACGAUGUUAAUGGAAAAUCACCUAUGGUAUCCCCCGUGCGUAUUCUUAAACGCGGUGAAUCAUUGAAGUCAGAAGACAACCCAAAAUCAACUUUUGAAAUUGGUGAAUCUUCAAAAUCACAAAAGACUUCAAAGGUUUAUCCUAAAAAAAAGACUUCCCAAAGUCAAUCAUGGGGGGAGAAACCUAAACGUUCUUUUGAAGAAAAGAAAAUGGAAGAGGUUUUAAAAUCUGAACCGAAAUUUUUUGCAACCACUGUUGAAAAAAUUGAGUUUGAGUUAGAUAAGUUGAUUGAAGAAUUUCCACCUAUCAAGGAAGGAACUCUAAAAUCAAAACCAGAACCUGAUGUUCCAAAUGUUGUCUUUAACAUUCCAAAACUUGACAAAGUGCUUCCAAGGUCUAUCAUUUCUAAAUGGAUAAUGGAUAGCGGCGCCUCGCGGCACAUGACAGGGAUGUUAGCACUGCUAUACGACGUCAAAUCAAUCAAUGGAGGUUAUGUCGGGUUUGCUGGAACUCAAGGUGGAAGAAUUGUUGGAGAAGGAAUACUCACUAACGGGGUCGUCUCAUUCGAUAAAGUGAAUUACAUUGCCGAAUUAGAAAAUAAUAUGUUAAGCAUUUCUCAGAUUUGUGAUAAGUCGUUUACUAUUCAUUUCACAAAAGAUGAAUGUCUGAUUCUUAAACCAGGGUUUAAGAUACCCGAAGAAAUGGUGUUGAUGCGCGCUCCUCGUGAAAAUGAUCUCUAUAUACUAGACAUGAGCGUUGCAACAACGACAGAUAAAAAGGCCCAAUGUUUUGUGAGUAAAACGAAGGCGACUGAAAAAGAAUCCAUCAUGUAG